Messenger RNA from Mollisia scopiformis, 1453 nucleotides. RefSeq lists its product as uncharacterized. The transcript is spliced from 5 exons. Lineage: Eukaryota; Fungi; Ascomycota; Leotiomycetes; Helotiales; Mollisiaceae. Bases 72 to 1115 code for a protein of 347 amino acids. The record is from RefSeq and is a predicted model, not a curated record.
AACAAUGAGACAUCUACUCAAUCGUAACUGCAUUUGCUUUGUGCUGCAUUCCUGACUAGCUGUAGUACAGCAUGAAUCCAUUAAUAUCGAAAGCUCGACGGCCAAAGUUCGAAUUGGUACUUAGAAUUUUCGACCUCAAUAAUGUCCCACUGGUGACGGGCACUUCUUACAUCAAAUGGCACUUCCCCCACUCGACCUCUGCCGAACAUCGAGGACGAACAGAGCGCGCACCUAUAAUAGAGCACAAAGUCUCAUGGGAUUACGAAAAGACGAUUCCUGUACGGCUCACGAUCGAUAAAUCGAACAAUCUGCAAGAAUGCAUGAUCCAUUUCGAAGUCGUGCAAGAUUAUAGCUCCGGAGUGAGGGGGGAGAAGAUUACAUUGGGCUAUAUCAACCUCAAUCUUUCCGAAUAUGUGGAGGAGAGUGAGAUGGGUGCUGAUGGAGAAGAAGGCGUUACGCGGAGGUAUCUGAUGCAGGACAGCAAAAUCAACAGCACAUUGAAGAUAAGCAUUCUCAUGAGGCAGUUGGACGGGGAAAGAAAUUAUAUUGCCCCCCCACUCAAAACAGCGCCUGUAUUUGGUGGAAUAGCUGGCAUAAUGGCAGGCGAACAGGCAGAGCAAGAUGAUGUUGGACACAUGCCUACGAUAAGCAAAUCGAGAGAUCAUGGCGAACUGCAGGAUAUGUAUAGAAGAGCAUUAGCUGCAAAGUGGUCAGCACAUCACCACGAGCUAUCUGCGGAUCAGUGCAUCGAAGACAUCUUCAAUGGAGGAAAUGGCUGGAAGAACGAGCAUAUUGGUGGCAAACCUAAGAUAACACACGAGGAUAGUGCCAGCGACGAACAUCGACAUCGGCACCACCAUCACAGGACUGCUUCUGGUAUAAGCCUCAAGAGCUCACAAUCUCAGAGCACAAUCACAGGCAAGACGGUGAGAUUGGGACAUAAGCAUUCACAGAGCCGUGAUCUAGGCGCCGCUCAAACAGAUAGUCCAGAACAUGGUAGUUCUGAGAAUUCUUCCGAAAGAGGGAGAACUGGUUUUAGGAAACCUCACGAGGUUGAUGAGUUCGAUGUUCGAGAAGACCUCAUGGCUUGGAGGCUACCAAACGAGGUUCUCUGAUGUAGCAGUAUAUAUUCAGAGGGUCAUGAUGUAUGAUUGGAUUGAGCAGGCGUUUUAUAGGCUGUAGAUUGUGGAAAGCAAUUUCUGAUGGACGACUCGUCCUACUUUUCCUACCUCCUUUGGUGCGAGUCUCGCGGUCGUCUGGCAGAUAUUCGUGCAUGGGCCCGCUCCGCUCUCCACAGAAUGUAACUUCGGGGGAUUCUCUUCGUUUUGUUCCUGCAACGAUGACCCCAGGGUGCUCCUCAGACCGCAUCCGCAUCCCCUUCUAAUAUUCUAGCACUGACAAUCUUCACCUCCUCCGCAGGUCUGUCAUCUGCCCCAGUCCUAACCAAGCCCAU